UCACAUUUCUGCAGGGUUACUCAACUAACAGUAGUAUAUCAAAUGACAAUUUAAAUCAAUGUAAAAUAUACCUGUUACUAUAUUAAUAUCGGAUGUAGUUAUCCAUACCCGUCAUAGGUAUAUUAUGGGCUAGUGAAUAAUACAUCCAGUGACUCAUGGAUAAACAACAGUCGGUGUUUACUAGCAUGUAUUAACUAUUUGGUUAAUGGUAUUUGUCAUUGUACGUCCUUGUUGAAAGCAAUAUGUAACCGGUUUUGUGACAGAAAUGUAUGGAUAAUCCUGUGUCAGAAAUUAGCGGAUAAUCCUGUGAAAGAAACCAGAGGAUAGUCAGACUUUAUAACAGAUAUCAUGUGGACAGAAGACCUAUGAUACUUAUUUUUCAAACGGCAUACAUCGCAAGUUAGACAUCACACUGUACGAGGGAACAGUUUGUAGAUCUGUUUUCAAAGAAAGACGAGUGCUUUGCUGAAGAAACAACAACACUAAGCUGGAAUAGUUUCAACGGUUGUUUAUCACCUAUGUAUAACAACAGCUGUCGGAAAGCUACGGAAUAAUUUCCGACAUUGUCCGGAUAUGGCAAAAACGAUGCAGUCAUUUCAAUAAAUUACGCAAAUAACCGCGUGACUAAACUGAAACUACAUUUUAAUAGUGACUAUCAACAACAAUAUCUGGCAAUUUAAUAUAUGUUAUAAAAAUCAGGGUUUUCUCUGAUAAAACAGCGACAUUCGGCUAUUGAAUCAGUUUUGUUUCGGAUCGAAAUAAGUGUUUCAAAAUGUGCCAAGUAAUCAUUACAUGUCGAUCACUCUUAUGGACGCUGUUGUCAAUAGCAACGACCCAGAUAAUGAUCGCCAGCGUGUUCUCGCCGUCAUGGUUGGUCGGUUACGAGCGCGCGCCCACGCUCGCACCGACCUUGACUGACCUUGACAACCGUACCGUUUUGGGUAAAGCAAUUGGUAAAGAAGCCGACACCGAACCGUUCAGCCCGACUAUCGGACUAAUUAAUCGCUGCACACGGCUACGGAAAUUCCAGGAAAUUCUCAACAGGGACAACUGUGCAACGUACGUCACGGAUUUCGGAAUGCCGAAUUCACAGUUUCCAGACGCUUGGAAAGCGAGUCUGAUUUUUUUCAGUAUCGGCGGGAUUUUGCUCGUGUACACGAUGGGUGCCGCAGUAAUGAGCGUUUGUGUUCAGGCAAUGUGCGGGAAGAGUAUUUAUACCCUCUCAGGGUUGAUGCAAAGCAUCGCAGGUGUUUUCUGCAGUAUUGGCGUGGUCCUCUAUCCUGUGGGUUGGGCGUCCGACAAAGUGAAGUUUUACUGUGGGGAGGAGGCCUCCGCUUUCUAUUACGACCAGUGUAGUUUUGGCUGGUCAUUCUACAUGGCCAUCGUCGGCGUCAUACUCGUGUUCGGCUGCUCCGUCCUCUCCAUCGGUGCCGACCACGCCACCACCAGCAGACGUGUGGAGGAGGAGAUAGUGGAGGGAAAAGCUCUCAUCUGCGUCAUGGCAUGAUGUCGUAACUCUUCAUCUGACGUCAUCGACUUAUGUGUUCAAGCUUUCGAUAUUGAUAAUUUUAUGUCUUGUUUUUCGGAGAUAAGAAGUUUAUAUGUCGUGGCGUGACGCCAUCACUCACAAUGUGACGUCAUCGAUCAUUCGAAAUAUCUGUUUACUUACUAUUCGUGUUUGAUUCAUGACAUCUUAAAAGUGUUUUUAUGUCAUUUGUUAAAUGAGAGGAAAGUUCUUAUCUGACGCCAUCACUCAAAAUUUGACGUAAUUGAAACAUUAUGGGCUUGUUUGUCCUGUUUGUUAAUGGAGGGUGUCGCACUUGUUCUAGGUGACGUCAUCUCCCAUAGUGUUCAAUACGGUACCACAUUAUAAUUAUGUGUUCUUGCAUCAGGUUUCUAAUAUCAUUUUCAUACGUGAACAAGUAAUUAACAUUUUUAAAUCUUUAUAAUAUUCAAAUCGGAAAAGGGAUAACUGAAAAAGAGACGAAUACUAAUAAUAUAUACCAAAAUGAAUAUACGAAUAUGUACACGAAUGCACCGGUACGGUCUAGUCCAUAUAAUUAUAAUUGAACGCAAUAUAUCUAAUAUGUUGAUCUAUAUUUUACUUGUAGUCUUAUAAGACUUUUAUCAGUGAUAUAAUGGGUUGAAAUUACAUUAAUUUGUAUUUGUAUAUUUUAAUUUUCACACCGGGGAGGGGGGGCAUGCAGAGAGCUCCUGUCACAUUUUUUGUUUGUUUUGUUUUGUCAAAAUUGUUUUUGGUCAUGAUUUUUGUUACGGGUACAUACUUUUUUGCAAUUCUAAAAAAAGUACUCGAUAACGUGUAUGUGUAAUUGUCGAGUUUAUACUAUAUUGUAAAAACAGUCAUGAAUUUUCUCGUUACAUACGUAUGCUACCGGAAAUAGAGAACAUAUUGUCGCCGCUUUGUCCGUUCUUCUAAAGAGUAAUUUAAUUCGGGCGAGUUUGCGCAUGUAUGUGUAUUAGAUACACAUACCUGGCUUGCGGGGAUAUAAUACGAAUGUUCACGAUCAUUUUAUAAGUCAUACUAGAUGCCCGUCCGUCGUAUAUCAUGAGCUAUAACUAUCUCCGCAAAAUUUAUAAUUAUAGGAAGAGAGAUUACUCAAAUAAACUGGUUGCCAAGUACUUAAGUUUGUCUCCCUUGCAAACGCAUUUACGUAAAGUGCUAGGAAACGUGUAAUAUAUAAAUUUCGGGAUUACAAGAAAAAAAAAACACCAACAAAACCAACAACAGCAAAUUUUUCUAUUUACUAUUUUAGUAUUUUCUUUUGAGGCAUUUUGCUAAUUGUUGCGUAGGUCAUAUAUUUCUCAAUUGGUAAUGCAUUUUAUAACUAUUUAGUGCAGAUGUAUCUAUUGUCCAUAUAAAAACAACUUUAAAACUGUAUUUUGAGUUGACAAUGUUAUAAUUUCAUAUGACGAAUGUCUAAAGAAAAUCUAUAAGGAAUACGAAGUACAGCCUAGAGUGGUUACCUGGUGAAUAUACCGAAUCAGAAUGUGCAUCAAAUUCUUGUUAUCAGAAUUGUUUUUAUCAGACCGAAUAAUAGUUGUACAUGUAUAAGAUUGCGCAUAAUACAAGAAUGGAACACAAAUAUAAUUUAUGUACAUUUAUGUUGAGCUUUUAAUUAAAGUUUGUGUAUGUUUGUUUUUGAAUUUUAAAGUAAUAGUUAGCUCCUGAUGUAUUGUUUUGAGUAAUGAAAUAAGGGGAAUAUUUUAUAAAUUAGUGCAUUUGUUAUUUAAUGUAUGGAGUGAUUAUCUGUUGUCCUUUUUUCUAUUAGUCACUUCAGUCUUUAAAAAUUGUUUCGUCUUUAAACAUUGUUUCAUAUACAUUUUCGUGAACAACAACAACAACAACAAGAACAUCAUCAUCAUCGGCAGCAGAUGCAGUUGUAGAAACGUCAUCAUUAUCAUAACCACCGUUAUUAUGAUCAUUACAGCAAUCAUUUUUUUCAUUAGCAGCUUCAUUAACAGUAACAUAACCAUGAACAAAGUAUUUCUCAUUAUUACUAUACUUUUUGUAAGUCCCUUACCGCAAAUCAUUGAUGAUGAUUUGUUUAUUUAAAUGUGUUUCCUUUACAUUUGUCCAUGCAAUAUAUAUGUCAAUGUAUGUGCUGUAUAUAUAACCAAUACAAUUUACAAUAUAUAGCCUUUUUGUUAAUAAAUAUAUUGAAUUAAA
This is a messenger RNA of Dreissena polymorpha, 3688 nucleotides long. Its product is annotated as LHFPL tetraspan subfamily member 2a protein-like. Gene Ontology annotation, cellular component: membrane. The transcript is spliced from 4 exons. The record is from RefSeq and is a predicted model, not a curated record. Bases 773 to 1507 code for a protein of 244 amino acids. Lineage: Eukaryota; Metazoa; Mollusca; Bivalvia; Myida; Dreissenidae.